Stereum hirsutum FP-91666 SS1 is the source of this 1536-nucleotide messenger RNA. RefSeq lists its product as uncharacterized. NCBI's taxonomy places the organism in Eukaryota, Fungi, Basidiomycota, Agaricomycetes, Russulales, Stereaceae. The record is from RefSeq and is a predicted model, not a curated record. The transcript has 4 exons. The coding region runs from base 1 to 1536 and encodes 511 amino acids.
AUGUCCUUAGAGAGUACUUCUCUUUUAUGUCAUCUUCCAUCUGAGCUUUACGACCAUAUUCUCGAUCAAGUCCCGGAACAAUAUCUACAACGUACUGCUUUCGCUCUACGCUUAGCUUUACCUCGCGCACCAAUCGCACAAUAUCAUCUCUUCACAUGCGUCCUCCUCACUCGUGCUGAACAAGUCAUUCAGCUAUCUCGUCGUCUCCGUGAAGUGCCGGAGUACUACUCGCAGUCAACGUACUUCUCGUUAGAGACGUGGACCGUCGAUGCUGACGCUGCUAUCAAUCUAAUACGGACGCUACCACGACUAAAGUCGCUCACACUAUUCAUUGGGCCGAACUGGGCACCCGAGCAUCUUGAGCAGCUGUUAGAGAAGCCGAUAGAAGGGUUGAAGAACGUGUCGUUACGGUUCAGACCUUACGUGCAGAAAGCAACUUACUAUCAGUUCCUGAAGGGCGCAUACUUCGAUUCGACUGUGAUCACGCUCUCUCAAUGGCCUCCGUCAGGUCUGCCCAGCCUAUCUAUCGUGCAAGACCCGUUAGACCCUUCCAUCGCACCAGUCCAGAAAUUCGCCCAGCCACUCGUCUUCUUUCGACUCGAUCCCUUCUCUUGCAUGAGCAUCUCUCCUUACGCACAAGACAUCGAACACUUCCGCCUCCGAAUCCCAUCCCGUCAGAUCGCGCGUUUUCUGUACACUCAACCCGGAGCUUUUCCCAGGCUCACCUUACUGGACCUCUCGACGUGCAACGUCGCCGAGUCGGACGUCGAACAAUUGCUUGGAAGGCUGGUUGGGCUGAAGCACCUGAUUGCGGAUAAUUGUAGUUUGUUGAGGGGCGAGGGCGAUUGGGCUGCGUUUGGGAAGACUUGUGCGUUGGCGGGGGUGAAGCGGGCGAGGGAGAGGGAGAAGAAAUUGAAGGCUCAUUUGGAGUUGGUCCAUGCGCAACAGACUGCUCAGGCUCGUGGUAUCGCCGUUCAGGAUGCGGUGCUUAGGGUGGAUCAGAGCUCGUCCCGGUCACGACGUGGAAGGCGCGGUAUCGCAAACUCGACGAUUACCCUGCGGGAGAGGCAGAGGGAGAUAGCCGUCGCUUUGAAUCCUCUACUUGCUACUCCCGGAGGUCCCGGAGAAACACCGACACAAGUACAACGAGUACGGAUCCUUCCUCCACUUCCAACUAUUCGAACCCUCUCCACCACGAUAGCACACUUCGUCGAAGACUCAGAGGAGGAUAUUCGGGAAGACUUUGAGCGCGGGUGGGGAGAAGGAUUGCUGCAGCUUUCUGCAGUUCGAGGUAGGCUACGAACCUCAUACCACAAUGGACUGAGAGUCGUGAGAUUCUCGGAAGAUGGAGAGGUGUCGGAAGAGGGAUUUGAUGGACUUGAGGACUUGGAGAAUGGGGAGAGUGAGUUUAAGGUCGAGCGGGUGGGGGAGGGAGAUUGUCCGGUGUUGUGUGUGGCGGGUCCGGGGCGAAAGGGGAAACAUGUGGAGGGGUGUGGACAUAGAGCGGCGUGGUCGGUCUGGGAGGAUGAAUUAUGA